Molecule: messenger RNA, 264 nt
Organism: Aaosphaeria arxii CBS 175.79
Lineage: Eukaryota; Fungi; Ascomycota; Dothideomycetes; Pleosporales
Exons: 2
Coding region: 1-264 (87 amino acids)
Source: RefSeq, a predicted model, not a curated record
AUGCGCUUCUCCGUCCUCGCAACCCUCGCCAUCGCCUUCGCCGCGAACACCGCCUUCGCCGCUCCCGGAACAAACACACUCGUCCGCCGCGAAUGCGACUGCGCAGGCAAGUCCGCCUGCACGGAGAACUGUGACGCGUUCCCGGGCGGCACCGCACAGGCAGCCUGCCGCGCCGCCUGCGCUGACGUCAAUAACUGCGGCUUGAAUGAGAUCUGCUGCAAAGACGGGUCGGCCUGCACUGGGAAGGGGUGCUGUGCUGCGUGA